Molecule: messenger RNA, 3620 nt
Organism: Hipposideros armiger (great roundleaf bat)
Lineage: Eukaryota; Metazoa; Chordata; Mammalia; Chiroptera; Hipposideridae
Gene: LOXL4
Product: lysyl oxidase like 4
Exons: 15
Coding region: 144-2411 (755 amino acids)
Biological process (GO): collagen fibril organization; peptidyl-lysine oxidation
Cellular component (GO): membrane
Molecular function (GO): protein-lysine 6-oxidase activity; copper ion binding
Source: RefSeq, a predicted model, not a curated record
GGGGACUCCCGUGGCCCAGCCAGAUAAAAGGGCCCCAGGCGCCCCAGGAGGCCCGUUAGAGCUGCUUGGCCGUAGUGCCCGCCCAGCCCCGGACCUUCCGCACUCCACUUGGUGCCCUGGCCUCAGCUGCCCUUGAAGUCACCAUGAUGUGGUCUCCACCAGUCACCCUCCCCCUGCUCCUGCUGCUGAGCCAGGCCCCUCCCAGCAGGCUACAGUCACUGGGCACCGCGAAGCUACGGCUGGUGGGCCCAGGAAGCAGGCCAGAGGAGGGCCGCCUGGAGGUGCUGCACCAGGGCCAGUGGGGUACUGUGUGUGAUGACAACUUCGCUCUCCAGGAGGCCACAGUAGCCUGUCGCCAGCUGGGCUUCGAGGCAGCCCUGACCUGGGCCCACAGUGCCAAGUAUGGCCCAGGGGAGGGACCCAUCUGGCUAGACAAUGUGCGCUGUGUGGGCACAGAAAGCUCCCUGGACCAGUGCUGGUCUAAUGGCUGGGGCGUCAGUGACUGCAGCCACUCAGAGGACGUCGGGGUGGUAUGCCAUCCUCAGCGCCUGCGUGGCUAUUUUUCUGAGAGGGUCUCCAAUGCCGUUGGGCCCCAGGGCCGGCGGCUGGAGGAGGUGCGGCUCAAGCCCAUCCUAGCCAGUGCCAAGCGGCAGAGCCCGGUGACCGAGGGAGCCGUGGAGGUGAGGUACGAGGGUCACUGGCGACAGGUGUGUGACCAGAGCUGGACCAGGAACAACAGCAGGGUGGUGUGCGGGAUGCUGGGCUUCCCCAGCGAGGCGCCCGUCGACAGCCACUACUACAGGAAAGUCUGGAAUUUGAAGAUGAAGGAUCCAAAAUCCAGGCUGAGGAGCCUGACCCAGAAGAAUUCCUUCUGGAUCCACCGGGUCAACUGCCUGGGGACGGAGCCCCACAUAGCCAGCUGCCCGGUGCAGGUGGCGCCGGCACGGGGCAAGCUGCGGCCGGCCUGCCUGGGUGGCAUGCACGCUGUGGUCAGCUGUGUGGCAGGGCCCCGCUUCCGCCCUGCCAAGGCAAAGCCUGGGCGCAAGGAAUCCCGGGCAGAGGAGCCAAGGGUGCGCCUCCGCUCUGGCGCCCAGGUGGGCGAGGGCCGGGUGGAAGUGCUUAUGAACCGCCAGUGGGGUACCGUCUGUGACCACGGGUGGAACCUCGUCUCCGCCAGCGUCCUGUGUCGUCAGCUUGGCUUUGGCUCUGCUCGCGAGGCCCUCUUUGGGGCCCAGCUGGGCCAAGGGCUGGGGUCCAUCCACCUGAGUGAGGUGCGCUGCAGGGGAUACGAGCGGACAUUCAGUGAAUGCCCCUCCCUGGAAGGGUCCCAGAAUGGCUGUCGACAUGAGAAUGAUGCCGCCGUCAGGUGCAAUGUCCCAAACAUGGGCUUCCGGAAUCAGGUGCGCUUGGCUGGCGGGCGCACACCCGAGGAGGGUGUGGUAGAGGUGCUGGUGGAGGUGAACAGGGCCCAGCGCUGGGGCGCCGUGUGCAGUGACCACUGGGGGCUCACCGAAGCCAUGGUGGCCUGUCGACAGCUUGGCCUCGGCUUUGCCAACCACGCCAUCAAGGACACGUGGUACUGGCAGGGGACGCCCGGGGCUGGAGAGGUGGUGAUGAGCGGGGUGCGCUGCUCAGGCACAGAGCUGGCCCUGCAGCAGUGCCAGAGGCACGGGCCGGUGCACUGCUCCCACGGCACGGGGCGCUUCUCAGCUGGAGUCUCUUGCACAGACAGUGCUCCAGACCUCGUGAUGAAUGCCCAGCUGGUACAGGAGACGGCCUACUUGGAGGACCGCCCGCUCAGCCAGCUCUACUGCGCCCACGAGGAGAACUGCCUCUCCCAGUCUGCUGACCACAUGGACUGGCCCUACGGACACCGGCGGCUAUUGCGCUUCUCCUCACAGAUCUACAACCUGGGUCGGGCUGACUUCCGUCCCAAGGCAGGACGCCACAGCUGGAUUUGGCACCAGUGCCACAGGCACUACCACAGCAUUGAGGUGUUCACCCACUACGACCUGCUCACUCUCAAUGGCUCCAAGGUGGCUGAGGGGCACAAGGCCAGCUUCUGCCUAGAGGACACGAAUUGCCCCACAGGACUGCAGCGGCGCUAUGCGUGUGCCAACUUCGGGGAACAGGGAGUGACCGUCGGCUGCUGGGACACCUACCGGCAUGAUAUUGAUUGCCAGUGGGUGGAUAUCACAGACGUGGGCCCCGGUGAUUACAUCUUUCAGGUGGUUGUGAACCCCAAAUACGAAGUGGCAGAGUCGGAUUUCUCCAACAACAGGAUGCAGUGCCGCUGCAAAUACGAUGGGCACCGGGUCUGGCUGCACGACUGCCACACAGGGGAUUCAUACCGAGCCAAUGCAGAGCUCUCCCUCGAGCAGGAGCUGCGUCUCAGGAACAACCUCAUCUGAAGCCAUCGCUGCACACUCCCUGCUGCUGCCUACACACCAGAUACCUCAGCUUACUGGAGCCAUGCCCUUCACAGAACCCUAACUCAGAGAGAAAGGGGCCAGUGCCAAGGGGCACCAGGAACUGCUCAGGAAGCCUUUGACGGCAAGAUCAGCAAACCAAGAUGGUACUGCUCCACUGGGAUGUCCCCAGGGCCUCUGGUCUAAGGACUAUGACCUGCAGGCUUUGUUCAGCUGAGCUCCUCUUCCAUAAGGAGACCCAAUCUUUCCUGGAUUUUGCCCGAGUUCCUGGUUCAGGAGCAAUUAGUUCCUUAGGGAUGGACAAUGGCCCAGUCCCCCAUCUAACUGGUGCUUUGCAAAUGUCUUGGAGUAGAGGACAGAGGGCCAAAAUACACAGGAGGUGGGAAUAGCUCUCUGCAAGGAGCUCAAAGCAAUAUAACUGUGUCAAAGUCACAACUGGCAAAGAAGUUUGUGAAUCCAUUCACUUGCUUGAUCUAUCCUCAUUUAGAACUCACCUGUCAUACUAAGAGUUUGUGCUUUAGUGCCCUUACCUUUAUCCUAUUGCCUGGAUGGGUGUUUCUAAUAUCCCUGGAAGCUUAGGCCUCAAGCAUUCCCUUAUCUCCUGAUGGACCACCACCACCAAUUACUGAAGGCUUGAGAAGGGGCAAGGUUUGCAGAAGUGAACAGAUAGGGCCUUCCUGCAGAGCAGAAAAGAAGGUCAAGCAGAAAGACUGCUGGGGUAACAUGGACCCCAGCGCCAGCCAGGGCCUCUGCCAAGGACAAACGAUGUGCCAUAUACCUGGCAGGCAAUCCAAUCUCCCUCAAGAUUGCUGUGCAUCUCAGGACUGGCCUAAAUGUCAGGUCUCAGCCAAGUUUCUGAAGUGAACUUUGCAUUGAAUAAAUUUCUGCAAUGGAAAGAACAUCGGUGAAACAAGCCACUCAUCUCUGUAGGAAUGAGAAGACAGGUCUGGUAGAAUGGGAACAGGAAACUAUGGGGGAACAUUUAAUUUAGUUAAGGACUAAAUGUAGGAAAAGCCACCGUCCCUGCUUGGUGUGGCUGUGAUAUGCUCCUGCUCAAAGUAGUAUAAAAUCCUAUGGUCUUCUUGGACAGGAUUCUUAAUCUUUACUCCACUUAGACACACUUAAGAGAUGAUCCUUACAGGUCUGACACCCUAAUGCCAAUAAAGGUUGCUCACUAUGGACUGCUACAAA